UCCUCCUCCUCUGGCGCCGAUCUCUACCACGAAGACGCCGGCGGGCGGCCCCGGCGACCGGAGAAUCAGGGGUCUUCCACCCCCCUCCUCCCCAUUGCUAUCAGAGUGAAACUAGUCAGUGUUGGUGGAAAUGGCGAGCACAGCAUGCUUUGUGAUUGUAAGUAAGAACGACAUCCCAAUCUACGAGGCAGAAGUUGGAUCCGCACCCAAAAAAGAAGAUCUAGCUUAUCACCACCAGUUCAUCCUACAUGCUGCACUAGAUGUUGUUCAGGACCUAGCAUGGACCACAAAUGCAAUGUUCCUGAGAUCGGUUGAUAGAUUUAAUGACCUUGUGGUGUCUGUUUAUGUAACUGCCGGUCAUACUAGAUUCAUGCUGCUUCAUGAUUCACGUAGCGAGGAUGGAAUAAAAAGCUUUUUCCAAGAGGUUCAUGAACUUUACAUCAAGAUAUUCCUCAACCCUCUCUACCUGCCCGGCUCUCGCAUCGCGUCCUCUCACUUCGACACAAAGGUCAGGGCCCUCGCAAGGAAGUAUCUCUAGUGCCCUCGGUCAUGGAGCUUCGCGUCAUUCUGCGGAAGCAGGCCGGCAGAAGCACCCCACACUUUGUUUCAGCCUGUUUCGUUUCCUGCCUGUCACACACAUGCUAUGCAGGUGGCAUAAGUUAGAGUAUACCCUUUUUUUCUUGCUUGGGACUACUAUGCCUGUAAUGCUAGUGAAAUCAUGAGUUGUGAGAAGUUACUCCCAGCUGUCUGCCCCAAAAUCUGGUGAAUUGACUUGAAUGGACCGUGCUGUGCUGUACUACAUGGCAAAUCUGUGUAAUCUCCGCAUUGAUAGCAUGUAAAGCACAUUCUACCGAUUUCCUAUUAUCCUCUGUCCUGUUACUUGGCCAA
Lolium rigidum is the source of this 888-nucleotide messenger RNA. Its product is annotated as trafficking protein particle complex subunit 2-like. The transcript is spliced from 6 exons. Gene Ontology annotation, biological process: endoplasmic reticulum to Golgi vesicle-mediated transport. Gene Ontology annotation, cellular component: TRAPP complex; nucleus; cytoplasm. Lineage: Eukaryota; Viridiplantae; Streptophyta; Magnoliopsida; Poales; Poaceae. Bases 131 to 538 code for a protein of 135 amino acids. The record is from RefSeq and is a predicted model, not a curated record.